Penicillium brevicompactum is the source of this 1335-nucleotide messenger RNA. RefSeq names its product zinc finger protein. NCBI's taxonomy places the organism in Eukaryota, Fungi, Ascomycota, Eurotiomycetes, Eurotiales, Aspergillaceae. Bases 1 to 1335 code for a protein of 444 amino acids. The transcript has a single exon. The record is from RefSeq and is a predicted model, not a curated record.
AUGGCUUCUUUACGGCGCCUUAACCAGCGAUCCAGCGAGGACUCGCCGAUAUCCAUGACCUCGUCACCCCAUGAGGCCCUUGAUCUCACCAACCAACUUUCUGCCCUGCUCGACAAACAGCAUAAUGACGCCGUGAUGCAAAAUUUACAACUGGAUCACGGAUCCCCUCCACUCACGAUACUUGCACGCGUCCUGACGCCGCAAUCGGUGACAAGCACGUCGUCGUCGUUCGCGGUAUUUCAACAAUCACAGCAAUCAUCACAGAGUGUGGAGUUUCGUGUGAUUGGAUUCGGCCAAUGUGGGCUAGUCUUUGAAAGACCAGGGCGUGGCUUCGUAUUGAAGGUCGCGAAGAGAUCAUAUCAAGACGCUCUGUGGAACGAUUUCCUGGCGCACCUACGGGUGCAAGAAGCUUUUGAUAGAAUCGAAAACAAGAACUCUGAAGUUAGGGUGCCACGAAUUCUCUCAUACAUUUCUCAAGAGAACACUCUGUGGUGGAAGGAAAACUCCAGCCUCUUCCAGAACGUACACGAAUCUAUCACGUUACCCGCCAUGGCUUUAGUUUCGGAGAGGAUUCUCCCAAUCCCAAAGAUUGCUCGGGAGGUGCUGAUACAACACUACUGCGCUGCUCCAUCCCGGGCUGCAGUUGCCAACAAUCCCACAAAUCGCGACUGCUUGGUCCGCCUAUAUCUGGGCCAACGACGCACUACCAAAGUUCCGCCACCCAACUUCACCUUGAGAAAUUACAACAUCUAUUUAGACCAGAUGAUUGAGCUCAACUUCCCUAUCAACAGAAUAGCAACUUCCAUCGGGGAGGCGCUGGCAGUCCUUCAUUGGUCCGCAUAUGUGGAUGCGUAUGAUGUUGAAUUCGUCCUGGGUAGCGAAGCAGACGCCAGGUACUCCCCUGAAGUCCUGGCUGCCCUACAUAUGACAUCUGAUCAAGUAGCGGCGUUACCACCCCACACUGAUAUCGAGUCCAUUGUCAAAGUCAAGUUUAGUCGUCGAACAACACGAAUUUGGCUCCUUGAUUUCAACCUCUGUCAUAUAUGGCAAGAGGACACCGCAAUCAAGUAUCCAGAGGCGCUUAUCAAUCAACUAGUGGAAGCAUUCUUUGAGAAUGAUCCAUACUAUCCCUUGCCCCUUAUGGACACGAAUCCUGAAAAAGAGCUGUGGGAACUGUUCACAAGGGUGUAUCUUGACAAGGCUGAGCAGAUACUCCGUGAGAAGGACGGACGACUUUCAAAUCUGCCGAAGCUUUUUAUCGAUUGCUGCAUCAAUCGAGAGAGGUUAAACUUGCAGAAAGGCAUGCCGCAUGGACACAGAAACAGCCGACAAUGA